AUGAUCAUCAUUCAGCGGCAAUAUCUGUAUACCAGCUUACGAACACUUGCAUUGGGAUCACUUGUACUUGCCAUGGUGUGCUCUGUUGCAUACAUUAUCCGGCCAUUGAGUAUACCUCCGCCUCCAGUGGAGUUAACGACGUCGUCAUCGACAACACCAGCCGUUGAAUCCAUGGAACAACAACAGCCUAUGGGUGAUUACUUUUUGGACAAAGCCUAUGUCACCAUCAUCCACAACGAGUUGGAGAUCAAUCCUGCCAAAGUAGCCAUGUAUUCAUUAUAUAAAACUCGUCCUCAAGCACGCAUGGUGGCUAUUGUUCCAGACACCUUUUCAGAGGACAAUGCAACCUCGCUUCAAUCGAUCGGCUUGGAUACCGUUGUUAUCAAGGCACCACCUUCUUCUUCUUCUUCUUCUUCGGCCCUUGUUGAUACUACGGCAAUAUGGAACGUUGUACCGGCGACGAUUGACAAAGUUGUAUACUUCUCCACCGAGAUCAUGUUUCAAAAGAAUGUGGAUCAUUAUUUUGGGUAUGUUGCACAUACCGUGCUCAAGAAGGAUAACGGGCCUGUAGGCUUAAAAGUCCUUGAACGAGGAGAACAAACAUCCUCCUUCUCCUCCAGCAGCUUGUUGUUAUCAGAAACAUUUCCUAUGGCAGAUCAGGAGGUGUUCUGGUUCCAUGGGCCAAUGAAACCAUGGAAUGCGCAUCACUAUCACGGCAUUGAUUGGCAGACCCAUUACAAUCCGCUUCCGUUUUACCAUUGGCGUCAUUUGCAUGAUGAAUUGGCCUUAAGCAUGGGUGAGACGCCACAAUGGAUCAACCAAGAUCGACGCCGCUUGGUGUGCGAUGAUGCGUCGUCAACGAUGAUGGUCCCCAAGAACAACAACGUUGAUCAAUUUACAGUCUUGUUGAGUACAUACAAUCCCGAACGUAUUCAGCACUUGCAACUUUUAAUUCAGCAUUUGCUACAAUCAACAAAAGUCCACAAAAUCUUUGUCACAUGGCACAACCCCCAUUUGGAUGUGCCCGAUGCUCUGUUGCAAAUGGGUGAACGGGUGACUAUCUUGCAACAAUCCUAUGAUUCCCUUAACAACCGAUUCAACCCGAUCAACGCCAUUGAAACGGAAGCCGUCUAUAUCAUCGAUGACGACGUCUUGGUCGAUAUACAAGACAUUGAAUUCACUUUUGAGGUUUGGCGUUUAAACAAAGAUAGCAUUGUGGGUCAUUUUCCUCGUCUCCAUGGAUACAACCCGGAAACACACAAGGGCUCCUAUCGAGUACCAAAGGAUGAUGAGGCAUACAGCAUGAUCCUUACCAAGAGCAUGUUUGCUCGUACCGAUUAUUUGUUUGCAUACACAUGUUUACUAGACAAGGAAUUACAUCAUAUCAUUGAUGAGCGGACCAAUUGUGAAGACAUUGCAUUCAACAUGAUGGUUUCUGGAAUGACGGGCGCCAAAAGCAUUGCCGUGAUUCCAUCCAAGCCAAUGAUCGAUUAUGGUGGAAAAAAAGGCAUCAGCACCAACAACCAUCACAUGGAAGAACGAAGAGAAUGUGCAGGUCGCUUCAUCACCGAAUAUUGGGAUGCUGUGGAUCCACUGAUCAUGUCACAUUCAGCCGUGGUGCGUCGUGUAGGACCUCAAAUACAGAAAGGAAGAUGGGAGCAUAUGCAGGCAGAUCUCCAUUCCUCUUUUGUGUAA
This is a messenger RNA of Lichtheimia ornata, 1695 nucleotides long. RefSeq lists its product as uncharacterized. The coding region runs from base 1 to 1695 and encodes 564 amino acids. The transcript is spliced from 7 exons. The record is from RefSeq and is a predicted model, not a curated record. Gene Ontology annotation, cellular component: membrane. Gene Ontology annotation, molecular function: glycosyltransferase activity. Lineage: Eukaryota; Fungi; Mucoromycota; Mucoromycetes; Mucorales; Lichtheimiaceae.